Molecule: messenger RNA, 1425 nt
Organism: Syngnathoides biaculeatus (alligator pipefish)
Lineage: Eukaryota; Metazoa; Chordata; Actinopteri; Syngnathiformes; Syngnathidae
Gene: psmc5
Product: proteasome 26S subunit, ATPase 5
Exons: 12
Coding region: 110-1336 (408 amino acids)
Biological process (GO): proteasome-mediated ubiquitin-dependent protein catabolic process
Cellular component (GO): proteasome regulatory particle, base subcomplex
Molecular function (GO): ATP binding; ATP hydrolysis activity; proteasome-activating activity
Source: RefSeq, a predicted model, not a curated record
GAUGGAGGGCGACAGCACGGACAAUGUAAGGUGGAUUUUUCGGCACUUUUCCCAACUAUAGUCUUAAAACUGACCUUAGCCGUCUCCACCAUAUUUAUAUUUAUAUAUCAUGGUCAAUCCAAACGUGAAGAAAGUAGUGAUGGAAAUGGGAGAGAGUAAAGGUGGCUCGGGUCUCCGCCAAUAUUACUUAUCGAAAAUAGAGGAGUUACAGUUGACCGUGAACGAAAAGAGCCAGAAUCUCAGAAGACUGCAAGCACAGAGGAAUGAGCUCAAUGCUAAAGUGCGUCUCCUCCGUGAGGAGCUGCAGCUGCUUCAGGAGCAGGGCUCCUACGUGGGAGAAGUGGUCAGGGUCAUGGACAAAAAGAAAGUAUUGGUCAAGGUACAUCCGGAAGGAAAAUUUGUGGUGGAUGUGGAUAAGAACAUUGACAUCAAUGACGUGACGCCAAAUUGCCGCGUGGCUCUGCGGAACGACAGCUACACGCUGCACAAGAUCCUCCCCAACAAGGUGGACCCGCUGGUCUCCCUCAUGAUGGUGGAGAAGGUCCCCGACUCCACCUACGAGAUGAUCGGCGGUUUGGACAAGCAGAUCAAGGAGAUCAAGGAAGUCAUCGAGCUUCCCGUCAAGCACCCGGAACUUUUUGAGGCCCUGGGCAUCGCGCAGCCGAAGGGCGUGCUGCUGUACGGACCUCCGGGGACGGGGAAGACCCUGCUGGCCAGAGCCGUCGCCCACCACACCGACUGCACCUUCAUCAGGGUGUCGGGCUCCGAGCUGGUCCAGAAGUUCAUCGGAGAGGGCGCUCGGAUGGUGCGCGAGCUGUUCGUCAUGGCCCGCGAGCACGCGCCCUCCAUCAUCUUCAUGGACGAAAUCGACUCCAUCGGCUCGUCCCGUCUGGAAGGGGGCUCGGGCGGGGACAGCGAGGUGCAGAGGACCAUGCUGGAGCUGCUCAACCAGCUGGACGGCUUCGAGGCCACCAAGAACAUCAAGGUCAUCAUGGCCACCAACCGCAUCGACAUCCUGGACUCGGCUCUCCUCAGGCCGGGCAGGAUCGACAGGAAGAUCGAGUUCCCCCCUCCGAACGAAGAGGCUCGCCUCGACAUCCUCAAGAUUCACUCCCGGAAGAUGAACCUGACGCGCGGCAUCAACCUGAGGAAGAUCGCCGAGCUGAUGCCCGGCGCUUCGGGGGCAGAGGUUAAGGGCGUGUGCACGGAGGCGGGCAUGUACGCCCUGAGAGAGAGGAGAGUGCACGUCACACAGGAGGACUUCGAGAUGGCUGUGGCCAAGGUGAUGCAGAAAGACAGCGAGAAGAACAUGUCCAUCAAGAAGCUAUGGAAGUAACUCACUGCGCACGCGACGUGGACAUUUCCUCACUUUUGCGUUCUCAUUGUUCCGUUUGUUCAAAAAUAAAUUGAUUGCCCACACCAAGA